Molecule: messenger RNA, 2588 nt
Organism: Vidua chalybeata
Lineage: Eukaryota; Metazoa; Chordata; Aves; Passeriformes; Viduidae
Gene: GPR21
Product: G protein-coupled receptor 21
Exons: 2
Coding region: 1305-2351 (348 amino acids)
Biological process (GO): G protein-coupled receptor signaling pathway
Cellular component (GO): membrane
Molecular function (GO): G protein-coupled receptor activity
Source: RefSeq, a predicted model, not a curated record
AAAAAAAAAAAAAAAAAAAAAAAAAGUGGACAGUAAUAAAGAGAUCUUUUUUGGGUUAAAGAUAGGACAGAACCCCCAAGAUUUUGUUUUCAGGCAUUUGUACGAGACUAACUAAAAAUCUGCCAAGUCAUGCUGUUGUCCAGCACAGAUUUUUGGCCAACACAAGUGUAUCAUGAAAUGUUUUUUGUACUUACUGAUCAGCUGAAAACCUGAGAGUUGGGGCUCAGUUGCUUUGGCAUCUAUUCCUUUGGCCACAAUUAAUUUCCCAUUAGGUAUUCCGCAGAAUGACCAAUGUUUAGCUUAGGUUAACCAAAACCUUGGGUUUGUUGGUAUUGGUUGAAUUCAGAGCGUGGACUUAAGCUUGUAAAGAUGCCAAUUGCACGCUUUGAUAUCUGACUAAAUGGUUUUGAUUGGCGAAGAACUUCACUCCAGUUUUUUACUGGUUUGAUCCAUUCAAAUACAAAUUCCUGUAGCAAGGGCCUGUCCUGAGCUGUGGCAGUGGAGCAGUCUGGUGUCAGGGUCAGAGAAUGAGCUGCCACAUACCUGGGAAUCUGUUUUCCAGCCUGUCAGUUGAAGCUCUUGACAAACAAUAAACAAGAGCUGCACCUUGUUAUGCCUCUCUGCCUUCAAAGGGGUUUUUCUGGUUAAAUAGUGAGAUGGUAUUAACUUAGGGUGUGAAUACAAGUUUAAGUGCUGUGCUGUGAAUCUCUCGUGUCUUUGCUGGCUGGAAUGUUGCUGGGUUUUCUGCUUUGUUGUCCGAUGUCAGGGACAGCUAUGCCUUUGCAUUCCGUGUGUGUCUCUGUGUAUGGAGGGAGGUGCCUGCCUACCUGGAGCAUUAACGGUGGGACAUCGUUCUCAGCUUUGCCCUUGGAUUCAGGUGUCUCCUGUGGGCAACACACAGUACACCUAGGAAAGGCACGUUUAUUCCAGAACAGCCUUUGGGAGGACUCUCGUCCUGACUCGGUGGAGGUUCCUCUCCCUCUUCCCCCCAGCCCCUCAUCCCUCCUCGGCGCGGCAGCCCACCCAGGAGGGCAUCAGUAUCAGCCCUCUCCGGUGCGCCGGGGAAGUUGCUGACAUGCCUGCCGCUGGGUCCCGGUGCAGCGGCAGCGGCGGGGAGCCGGAUUUAAAGGGGAAUUGUGCUGCAGACAAUGCACAGCAGCAGCAUCUGGAGCAGCCCUGGGGACUGGAGCUCCGGUUUUGACAUUGCUGCACACACAGCACCAGCCGCAAUGACAGCAGCUGCCUGGAGUGGCUGCAGGCAGCAGGCAGGAGCAUGAAGUAGAGAGAUCACUGCAGUGCUCAAGAUGAACUCCUCUUUGGUUGGCAACCAGAGUGGCCGGCCCUUCUGUCUCCUGGCCAUUAGCUAUUUGGAGACCAUCAAUUUUUGCCUCCUGGAAGUGGUUAUUAUUGUGUUCCUCAUGGUGCUGAUUAUUUCGGGCAACAUUAUUGUGAUAUUUGUCUUUCACUGUGCACCUCUGCUGAACCACCACACCACCAGCUACUUCAUCCAGACUAUGGCGUAUGCUGACCUCCUGGUGGGCGUGAGCUGUCUGGUGCCUUCUUUGUCUCUGCUGCACUAUCCUAUUGUUUUAAGUGAGUCCUUGGUUUGCCAAAUCUUUGGUUAUGUGGUAUCAGUGCUGAAGAGCGUCUCCAUGGCCUCCCUGGCCUGCAUCAGCAUUGACAGAUAUAUUGCCAUCACGAAGCCCCUGACCUACAACACGCUGGUUACCCCGUGGAGGCUGCGGAUCUGCAUAUUGACCAUUUGGCUCUACUCCUGCCUGGUCUUCUUACCCUCCUUUCACUGGGGAAAGCCUGGAUAUCACGGGGAUGUGUUCCAGUGGUGCGCCAAUUCCUGGAACACCGAUCCCUAUUUCACCCUCUUCAUUGUGGUGAUGCUCUACGCCCCGGCCGCUUUCAUCGUCUGCUUCACCUACUUCAACAUCUUCCGCAUCUGCCAGCAGCACACCAAGGAGAUCAACGAGCGGCGCGUGCGCUUCAGCUCGCAGGACGGGGAGGCCGGGGAGGCCCAGCCCUGCCCGGACAAGCGCUAUGCCAUGGUCCUCUUCCGCAUCACCAGCGUCUUCUACAUCCUGUGGUUGCCCUACAUCAUCUAUUUCCUGCUGGAGAGCUCCAAUGUCUACAGUAACCGCGUCGCGUCCUUCUUGACCACUUGGCUUGCCAUUAGCAACAGUUUCUGCAACUGUGUCAUUUACAGUCUCUCCAACAGUGUCUUUCAGAAGGGGCUGAAGCGUCUCUCGGGGGCCAUCUGUGCCUCGUGUGCUAGACAGAGGGUAGCUAAGGACUCCUCUACCUCUAGGAGCAAAAGAUCUUCCAAUGGAUGUCAUGUCUAGGACGCCUGUCAGCUGGACUGGGAAGUGCAGGGACAAUUGCGUAGAUUGCAAAAUAACUUAGAUAUGAUUUUAAAAUAACCAGAUUUGCAAAAAGGUUUCUGAGAAAUGCUGCUGACAUAGAAGGAUCAGGAGCACAUAUCGUUGUGGUUUCAGUUUAAAAAAUGAUUGCUGUGGAGGAGGCUGCGGAGUUUCACCUCCACAUUCAUUUUAAAGAAUAAAGCUGUAUCUUGACACUUA